UAUUCAGAAUAUUUGCGCCAAAAUUCAUCUAAUUUAAGAGAGUCAAAAAUUAAUAUAAGACAGUCCCCCCUUUCAUUCCCCCAAUUCACGGCGCUUAGUCUUUGCACAGAACCAAAAAAUAAUUUUGAACAUGUCUAUUGUUGGGUCAUGUUUGUAAUUUACAUAUUGAUGAUCACUAGCCUUGUAAUUUACCAAAUAAGGUCAAUUAUAUGGUUUAAGGUUAAACUCCCACGACAACAGCUACAAAACGAAGUGUAACCUAUAAUUAACAAUUUUAUGUUUUAUUAAAAACUAAAAAUAUUACUAAGGUUUUAUUUCUUUACAUUGUCGGUUAUAGAUCAAGAGGAAGGUCUAUAAUUUAAAUCGUAAUAUGGACAGCCAGCAAAUUUCAAAAAUACUACGAUCAAAUGAAGAGACGGCAAAAGUUUUUAAAGGUUGUUUUCCUUGUGAUCUCAUGCCUAAUCCGUCACAUUUGAUAUACCCGGCAGCGCUUGUAGUAAACCUAGAUCGCCAUCAAUUAAAGGGUUCACAUUGGAUAGCAAUCUAUGCCUAUGAUAAGAGAAAGGAAGUGAUUUACUUUGAUAGCCUGGCGCUGCCAAUCAACUCAAUAAUAGAGGAAAACUUCCUAAACAAAUUCUCGAGGACAAUUAAGAACAAAAAAGCCUAUCAAUCUAUAUUUGAAGAUACUUGUGGACAUCAUUGUAUUUGUUUUAUUUAUUUUUUAUCAAAAGGAUACUCUUUUAAUGACUAUAUAGAGUAUUUGGAAAGAUAUCCUAAAUCAUGUGAUUUAUUAGUGAAAAAAUUUAUGAAUAAAAUGAUUACUUAUUCUUAA
Molecule: messenger RNA, 832 nt
Organism: Meloidogyne enterolobii
Lineage: Eukaryota; Metazoa; Nematoda; Chromadorea; Rhabditida; Meloidogynidae
Source: the annotation of a GenBank genome assembly